This is a messenger RNA of Ruditapes philippinarum (Manila clam), 412 nucleotides long. Its product is annotated as galanin-like G-protein coupled receptor npr-9. The annotation marks the transcript as partial. Gene Ontology annotation, biological process: G protein-coupled receptor signaling pathway. The record is from RefSeq and is a predicted model, not a curated record. The transcript has a single exon. Gene Ontology annotation, molecular function: G protein-coupled receptor activity. Gene Ontology annotation, cellular component: plasma membrane. NCBI's taxonomy places the organism in Eukaryota, Metazoa, Mollusca, Bivalvia, Venerida, Veneridae.
AUGAACAUUACAAACGUUACUGGAAGUGAUAUUCCUGAAUGGCUGACUGUGCAACAAGUUGUAUUUUCUGGAAUCAUCGUUUUAGUAGGAAUACCAGGAAACAUUUUGAUUAUUCUUACGUUCGCCUAUUCUCCUGGAAAAUCAAGCACCGACUACAUGGUAUUUUCAAUGGGUAUAUCUGACCUUCUCGGAUCUGCUGUUUGCGCACCGUUUAAUCUGCUAAGACACAUUCCUGUGGUAUGGGCUAGCCUAGGUUCCAAGUGGUUCUGUCGAACCUAUGAUUUCUUUGCAGUUUUAACGGGAAUAAUAUCAUCGUGGAUUCUUGGCUUGGUCGCAUUUGACAGGUACAUGAAAACUUGCCGACCAUUCUCCGAUGUUUUAACUACUCCGAGAACUAAAUUACUAUGUGUCG